Messenger RNA from Arabidopsis arenosa, 1897 nucleotides. The record is from the annotation of a GenBank genome assembly. NCBI's taxonomy places the organism in Eukaryota, Viridiplantae, Streptophyta, Magnoliopsida, Brassicales, Brassicaceae.
UUUUAACAAAUACCAAAAAAACAAGUUUCCUCUGCUGAAAUAUCUGUAUAUCAAUCUUCCUGUUUAUGUUCGACUAUCCGAAAAAUGGGAAACUGCCUUUCAAUCUCGGAUCCAUCUCUUGAAGAUGUAUCAAAGAAGCUUCUCAAAGCACUUCCCGUCGAGACUGCCUUCAAGUUUCCCUCACCAUUGCCUACUUUUACUCAAGGUUUGUAUUAUCAUCGGUUCUUACUGAUCUCUCUCUCAAUUAGUUUGAUGAUCUUGAUUUCACUUGCAUCAUCAUCAGGUGAUGGUUUUGCGAAACGAACAAUUGGCUUGGGUGGUGGUCUCGAAGUUAGUCAAGUUUCGACAUUCAACAAAGUUUGGUCCACUUAUGAAGGUGGACCAGACAAUCUCGGAGCUACAUUCUUUGAACCAUCCUCAAUCCCUUCCGGUUUCUCCAUCCUCGGCUACUACGCUCAACCAAACAACCGUAAACUUUUCGGUUGGGUACUCACAGCUAGAGAUCUCUCAAGCAACACCUUGAAACCGCCAGUAGAUUACACCCUCGUAGGAAACACCGAGUCAUUCAAAAUCAAACAAGACGGAACUGGAUAUUUCUGGCAGCCCGUUCCUCCUGAUGGAUAUCAAGCCGUUGGUCUAAUAGUCACAAACUCCUCACAAAAGCCACCUCUAGACAAACUACGCUGCAUCCGAUCCGAUAUAACCGAACAAUGUGAAGCUGAUACAUGGAUAUGGGGAACAAACGGAGUCAACAUCUCAAAUCUAAGACCAACCACAAGAGGAACACAAGCUACAGGUGUCUCUGUAGGUACAUUCACUUGCCAAACCCAAAAUUCUUCUCUUCCUCCUCCAGCUUUAUCUUGCUUGAAGAACACAAAAUUCGACUUCUCUACAAUGCCAAAUGGGUCCCAAAUCGAAGAAUUGUUCCAAACUUAUUCUCCAUGGAUCUAUUUCCAUCCAGACGAAGAAUAUCUACCUUCCUCUGUCAAUUGGUACUUCAACAACGGAGCAUUACUAUACAAGAAAGGCGAAGAAUCGAAACCAAUCCCUAUCGAAUCAAACGGUUCUAAUCUUCCACAAGGAGGAUCAAACGAUGGAUCAUACUGGCUAGAUCUUCCUAUAGACAAAAAUGGUAAAGAGAGAGUCAAAAAAGGAGACUUACAAAGCACAAAAGUGUAUCUUCAUAUCAAACCAAUGCUUGGAGCAACAUUCACAGACAUAUCAAUCUGGAUCUUUUACCCUUUCAAUGGUCCAGCAAAAGCCAAAGUCAAAUUCGUGAAUCUACCACUGGGGAGAAUCGGAGAACACAUUGGAGAUUGGGAACACACGACGCUACGGAUCAGUAAUUUCACCGGAGAGCUAUGGAGAGUGUUCUUAUCGCAGCAUAGUGGUGGAGUUUGGGUCGAUGCUUGUGAUUUGGAGUUCCAAGGAGGAGGAAGUAAUAAGUUUGUGGCGUACGCUUCGCUUCAUGGACACGCGAUGUAUCCGAAACCUGGAUUGGUGUUGCAAGGAGACGAUGGGAUUGGGAUUAGGAAUGAUACGGCGAAGGGUAAAAAGGUAAUUGAUACGGGGUUAGGCUAUGAAGUGAUUGCGGCGGAGUAUGACGGCGGAGGAGUGGUGGAGCCGCCGUGGGUUAAUUAUUUCAGGAAGUGGGGACCGAAGAUUGAUUAUAAUGUUGAUGAUGAAGUUAAGAGUGUUGAGAGGAUAUUGCCUGGGCUUUUGAAAAAGGCCUUUGUUAAAUUUGUGAAGAAAAUUCCUGAUGAAGUUUAUGGUGAAGAUGGGCCUACUGGGCCUAAACUCAAGAGUAAUUGGGCUGGUGAUGAAAGUUGAUGAAUUUGUUUGUUUUUCUUUUAGAUUGUUUGGCUUGAUUCUUUGUUUAUAAAAUUCUCUUUUUAUG